Molecule: messenger RNA, 4410 nt
Organism: Argiope bruennichi
Lineage: Eukaryota; Metazoa; Arthropoda; Arachnida; Araneae; Araneidae
Product: putative transcription factor SOX-14
Exons: 1
Coding region: 170-1288 (372 amino acids)
Biological process (GO): cell differentiation; regulation of DNA-templated transcription; anatomical structure morphogenesis
Molecular function (GO): DNA-binding transcription factor activity, RNA polymerase II-specific; RNA polymerase II cis-regulatory region sequence-specific DNA binding
Source: RefSeq, a predicted model, not a curated record
CGUUUUCCCCUCGCCGCAUUCGACGAUUCAACCUUCGUCAUUCGUGGUUUGAAAUUUUUCCUGCUCUCUCCGUGCUCCGCAUCUUGUUUCCGUCGGGCAGCUGAACUUCUCUCGGACCGCAGGAUCGUCGGUCCCUAGUGAUCAUCCCCACUCUCGCGAUCUCUGUAUCAUGGUGCAGUUCACAGUGGACAUGUCGCUACUUCAGCACAACUCAAAUCCCAAUGUUGCUGGAAAAGACAAGGCAGCCUUGCCUAAACAUUUCCCUCAAUUUGGAUCUCUCAGGGUUGAUGCUAAUUCUCUCACUCCGUAUUCCGAUGCCACCCAAUGCAAAAAACAGAGCAACCAUAUCAAGAGGCCUAUGAAUGCCUUCAUGGUAUGGAGCCAGAUCGAGAGACGAAAGAUCUGUGAACAGCAACCUGAAAUGCAUAAUGCCGAAAUUAGCAAAAGACUUGGCAAAUUGUGGAGAACCCUGAACAAUGAUGAUCGAAAACCUUUCAUCGACGAAGCUGAAAGAUUGAGAAUUCUGCAUUCUCAACAAUAUCCGAAUUACAAGUACCGUCCAAGGAAGAAGGCAAAGUCUACCCCUAAAGUAGAGAAAACGAGACAUUCCUCUCUAUCCACCACGUCUAACGCUCAGAACAACACCAAACAGAGGAUUUCUCAUAAAUCUCCCAAGCAGAUCAGAAUCACCAUUGCUGAAAGUAAAGGCCAGUUGAUGAAUGCGUCCACAAGUGUUUCUCAACAGCGCUCCAAGUCGAAAGUGUCCAAAAAGAGUGUUGGUGCCAGCAGACAAAUCCCGGCCAUUUCUCCUGCAAAGUCCCCAUCGCCGCCCAAAAUUUUGAAAUUGCCAUCAGCUUCUAUUGCUGUACCUCCCAAAAAUGUCAUCGAAGAUCAUCAGAGCCUGUACUGCAAGACAGAACCGUCCGUCAGUGAUAUAGAUGAGAAUGAUAAUGUUGUGUCUUCGCCCAUCCCUUCUGUGAGUACGAUCAAAUCUGAACCUGCCUUCGAAUCGGAUGAUUUCCCGAGUUCGACAUCAUCAUCUAGUAGUAGUGACAGUUCCUGUAAUGAUCUUCCAGACAUGGCGAAUCUGGUUGAUAUUUUGGACGAGUUUCCAUCGUGGACGAGCGACUUCGAAAAUGCCGCUCUGAAUUUCUUACCAGAUACUCUGUUCGAUAACUAUUCCACUGAAUACUCAACACCAGAAGUUACGAACAUGGUUGGAUGCAGCGAAUUCAUCAAUGACUGGUUGGAUUACAAGAGUUUGCCCAUGAAUUUCCAGGCGUGUUAGACGAGGUUCGGUGUCACUGGAUUACGCUUCGAAAAUGUGACAUAAGUACCUACCCCCAUCUCAAAUGUGGAGCUUAAAAAAAAGAAAGGAAGGUAAAGUGAACUCGAACUUUCUUUUUUGUUUUUCAAUUUUGUAAUAAUUUGUAACAUAAGGAACUUUUCGUAUUUACUACAAUUUGUGCCAGCUGUAACACUGCUCGCAUCGAACAUUGUUCCGCGGCAGAUUUUCAUGAUAACCUGAUUCUUCAUCAGUAUUGUAUUCAAUGAGCCUUGCGUAUAGACUUUUUAUAGACGCUCAAGGGAAAUGACAAGACAACCGAGCAAGAAGAUAAACCCAUUCGCAUCACGUGUUUCUGUUUUAUUGCCGCUCUUUUUUUUCUUCCCCUUUCUCUGGACAACUGUUCUUGAAAGCUGAACUGUCACUGAUGAAGCGUUAUCACGUUGCAAGUUUAGAAGGAUUUUGUUUUCUUUUUUGGAGCGACUAUUGUCAUGAAUAUUGAAGGAUUCUUUUUUUGUUGUUGUUAUAUGAAAACAUCUUGAAAUCGUGUGCGAACAGGUGUUUUUCUUUAUUUUAUUUUAUGUUAUUCGGAAAAUUUAUAUAUUCAAUUAAAAUACAUUCAGUUAUAUGUUGUAUUAUACGUAGCCAGCUAGUAGUAACGUUAUUUCAGAUGAAAAACUCCCCGUACCUGUGUUUAAGCAUCAUUCUUUCUUUUAAAAUUAAACAUCAAGGAUGAACAUUGUUUCGUUUUUUUUUUUUAAAUACCUAAGCUAAAAAAGCUGUAUUUCUUCCCCCAUGUCUUAAUGCUUUAUGUUUUGAAUUACAUAUAGUAUAAAAAGCAUCCUUAUGUUCAAUUUUAGAAUAAUUUAAUUGCUUAAAUUUUUCUUGCUUUAGCUGCUUGAAAUACUUCUUAAGCAUUUAUGAUAUGUUUUAAGUUAAUAUUUCAUUUGGCAUACAUUUUUCCUCCAGCUGGUGUAAAUAAAAGAGAAAAUAAAAAAAAACUUUUUAAAGAUUAGUUUUAUACAGAAUGUAAAUUAUUAUUUGAUAGCAGGUUUGAAACGGAAAGAAAAAAAAAUAUAUUGGAGGGCCUGUGUUUAAAGAUCAGUUCUUGCAAACUUUUUUUUCCCUAGUGAAAAAUUAAUAUAGGAAUAUAAAAUUUUAUAAGUCUUAUCCUCCAAUUUUUCUUUCUUACACUCAGUAAUAAAAUUAGUCAUAUUAUUUCAGUUCCUAUUCUUAGUUGUGAGUUUGAAUUAGCUUUCUCACUUUGUUGUUAAUUUUAAUCUGUACUUGUAAUUUUGUUGUUUCUUGUUGCAGUUAUGUGAGCUUCUUUUUUAGUUUAAAGUAUAGCAUUUAGUGUUUUGUUUUCUGUCAUAGUGAUAUACAUGUAUUGUAAAGUGAUUGUUUUAUUUUUAUAAUUUUUUUAUUGAGCAAAUUUAUAAAGUCCCUUAUUGAGUUUUGGUUUGAAAGGACGGCUACUUACCCAGUUGUAAAUUCAAGCUUCUACGAAUUGUUUUUUGUUAAAAGUUUUAAUUACAGAAAUUUUUGUUUUCUUGCUACUAACCAUGAGCAGCUGAUACCAAAAUGCUAAAUAAUCAAGGAUCUACUUUCUUGCAAAUGUAGAAAAUAAGUUUAUUGAUGGCAACAUUUAGAUGAUGUUAUUUCCAAAUUACAGACAUAGAUGACAUUCCUAAAUAUUGAAAGAGUUUCAGUAUCUUCACAUGCAAAAUUUAUAUAUCUUUCUCUUUUCCAAUAGCUGUCUCAUCUUAGUACAAAAGUUUGUUAAGUUUUGGGAAAACAUCUUCACUGAAUUUAAUUUUUCUUCCAUAUCCACAUAAUCUCUGCUCUUGUGUAUAAGUAUACUUGUAAUUAAUUAAUCAUUGUGUAUAGUUUUAUACCUUCAUGUACAGUCUUGAAGCCCUCCUUUUUUUUGUGAGGUUGCACAAAAACUCAGUAAAGCCAAAAACAGAUAAUAACUAAAUAGAAUGUAUAUUUUUUCACUCCAUGAUGCACCAUUUCAUCAUGGUGCCGCACAGUUCUAGGGGCCAUGUAAAAUAUUUAAAAAAGAAAAAAAUAAGUAAAUGAAAAGAUUUUUAUAUUCUAAUUUUUGAAAUCAAUAUGCUAUUCUGAGCAUACUUAGUCUACUUUACCUCACAAGUUUUAUGUUAAUUUGUAUGUCCAGCUCAGAUUAUUUAACUUUUUGUUUGACAACGUGUGUCACUUCAUAGUGUUGUGGGAACAAGGUCAGUAUUUGUAUAAUAUUUGUGUUAUUUGAAAGGAAAAUUAAUGCUACGAGAAAAGUAUGUGAAAAAAUAACUAGUAAUUUUAAGUAACUGUUCGUGAUUAAUUAUAAUUAAAAAACUUCUUAUCUUACUGUGCCAUUUCCUGAUGUGAAAAUAUGUUCAUCCAUUAUCUUUGUAAUUCACUUGUACAGGAACAUCUGGAGGAAAAUUGCAUCAAUGUUAUUUCAUUAGAUCUCAUAAAUGUACUCAGAAUAUACAGUAGCUUCACUUUGGGGUUAUAAUAAUCUGAGCACAUUCUUAGUUGCUUUUAGCUGGUAUGAAGUGUAUGCUUGUUAAAUGUAUUUGCACACUAUUAUUUUAUUUAAAGCAGCCUCACACAUAGUUGAGACUACCUUAAUAUAUUUGAAUUAUUUUUUUUUAGAAAUCGUAAAUUACUCUUACUUAUUUAUUGGUCUAGAAAUUAUUAAUGAAAAUUUCUGAAAUAUGGAUAUAUCAAAAUUUUAUAAAUAAAUUAAUUCGAUACCUAUUUCCAUAAAAUAUAUUUAUCUUUAUAUAUGUAAAUGAUAUGUGUUGCAGUUACUUUAAUUACACAGUUUGGAGUUUUAAGUUAUAUGAUGUUUGUAAUAGUGUUGUUUACUUCAUCUUACAUAAAAGUGUGGAAAGAUAUAUGGUAGUAUUGAAAAAAUUGAUGUCAUCAUAUUGGAAGUGUAUUUGUACCAAGCAACAGGAUGAUGUGCACUUGUGGAAUUACAUUAGUACUUUUUUUACCUUGUUCCACUUGGAAUUAUUGUGUACUGUUAUCUGGAACAUGAUAAAUCAUUUGCCAAUGUAGAUAUGGUGUGGAAAGUGAAGAUUGUUUUAUAUGAAUAAACUGUGUUUUAAUGA